Molecule: messenger RNA, 8938 nt
Organism: Dunckerocampus dactyliophorus (ringed pipefish)
Lineage: Eukaryota; Metazoa; Chordata; Actinopteri; Syngnathiformes; Syngnathidae
Gene: hcn4
Product: hyperpolarization activated cyclic nucleotide-gated potassium channel 4
Exons: 8
Coding region: 627-5186 (1519 amino acids)
Biological process (GO): potassium ion transport; transmembrane transport
Cellular component (GO): membrane
Molecular function (GO): voltage-gated potassium channel activity
Source: RefSeq, a predicted model, not a curated record
CAGAUCAGCAUCAUGAAUAUUCACGCCUUCACCUAAACGCACCGCCGGUCGCGGAUGGAUGUGUGAUGUCAACGCAGCUCCGUGGAACGUCGCCGUGCGUUUUCUCAUCAUGAUCGUCGCCCUGUUUUUGAGCGGCGUGACGCCUACUUGCAAGACGCCUCCAUGAGGAGAGGGGCGAGCCUCUCUCCUCCGUGAGUGACCCUUCUCCUCCCGCCCUCCUCCUCCUCCUCCUCCUCGGCGCGUCCCUCACAUGUCAGGCAAAGGUGACUUUCAGGCAGUUUUUUCCACUUUUGCGCACCAUGUCGACGAGGCGCAAAUAUGUGCGUGUAGGUCAGGGACGCGGUGGUCGAGCGGACCGCCCAGACUGUGCGUGAGGAGGAAACAGGUAGUGGAAUUUUGCAAGAAGCCAAAAAAUGUGCGGUUUAUUUCAUUGAGAGACACCACCAACAGCAGCGGCAUCGGCAGCAGCAAGGAGAGUGUGUGUCAUGUGUUGCAAGCUUUCAGGGAUUCAGAUUAGCUCCACGCUGCUCACAAACAGAUAAGAAACGCUUGGGGCUGGUCGUUAACAAAAAAUCGUCCCCCCUCUUAAAAAAGGUGGAUUGGUUUAAUUUUCUCUCAAUGUCAUAAUGGACAGGUUGCACUCGUCCAUGCGUAAAAGGCUCUAUAGUCUGCCCCAGCACAUUGGACACAAACCAUCCAUCAUGGGUGAAGGAGAAGACGGAGACAAGGACACGCGGAGAAAGAGCAUCAGGAUGAAGCCCCUGCCGUCGCCCACCUCCGGGGGAAGCUGCAAAGGCAUCGGGGAGACCAAGAGCGGCGAGUCGGUCAUCAUGGAGACGGACAUCGGGAGACCGAUGAAGACCAGCUCCAACGGAGACUGCCGGAGGUUCAGGGGCAGCCUCUCGUCCAUUACCAGCCGCCAUGUGCACGACUCGGACUCGGCGGAGGAGAGGCGCCUCAUCACCGAGGGGGACGUCACCCCGAGUGAGGAGAGCCCACCCGGAGCUAUCGGUGAGGUGGCCCCGGAGCAAGGCGCGCAAGGAGGCGGCGGUAGCGGCGGUGGAGGCGCUGGCGGAGGUAGUAGCAGCAGCAUCGGUGGCGCGCCUCCAAACGAGUCCCAAGCGGACGCCCAGUCCGGGUUCAUAAAGUUGGAUGGAAUUGAUCAAAUUCUACCGGACGACGAGCGGUUGUAUCAGGCCGGCUUCAUGCAUCGGCAGUUCGGGGCCAUGCUUCAACCUGGGGUCAACAAGUUCUCCCUGAGGAUGUUUGGAAGUGAGAAGGCGGUCGAGAGAGAGCAGGAGCGGGUUAAAUCCGCCGGAUUUUGGAUUAUUCACCCCUACAGUGAUUUCAGGUUUUACUGGGACUUGACCAUGCUGCUAUUGAUGGUGGGCAACCUCAUCGUCAUCCCUGUAGGCAUCACAUUCUUCAAGGACGAGCACACGCCCCCCUGGAUUGUCUUCAAUGUGGUGUCGGACACCUUCUUCCUCAUGGACCUGGUGCUCAACUUCAGAACGGGUAUUGUCAAGGAGGACAACACGGAGAUCAUCCUAGACCCGCAGCAGAUCAAGAUCAAGUACUUGCGGAGCUGGUUCGUAGUGGACUUCAUCUCCUCCAUUCCGGUGGACUACAUCUUCCUUAUCGUGGAGACGCGCAUCGACUCCGACUUCUACAAGACGGCACGCGCCUUGCGGAUCGUGCGCUUCACCAAGAUCCUCAGCUUGCUGCGGCUCCUGCGUCUCUCGAGACUCAUUCGUUAUAUUCACCAAUGGGAAGAGAUCUUCCACAUGACCUACGACCUGGCUAGCGCCAUGGUGAGGAUCGUCAACCUCAUCGGCAUGAUGCUGCUCCUUUGUCACUGGGAUGGCUGCCUCCAGUUCCUGGUGCCCAUGCUGCAGGACUUCCCCGCCGAUUGCUGGGUGUCCAAAAAUAAGAUGGUGAACGACACAUGGGGACAGCAGUACUCCUACGCGCUGUUCAAAGCCAUGAGCCAUAUGCUGUGCAUUGGCUAUGGCAUGUACCCCCCGGUGGGCAUGACCGACGUGUGGCUGACCAUCCUCAGCAUGAUCGUGGGCGCUACCUGCUACGCCAUGUUUGUGGGCCACGCCACCGCCCUCAUCCAGUCUCUGGACUCCUCACGGCGGCAGUACCAGGAGAAGUACAAGCAAGUGGAGCAGUACAUGUCAUUCCACAAGCUGCCGGCAGACAUGAGGCAAAGAAUCCACGACUACUAUGAGCACCGCUACCAGGGCAAGAUGUUCGACGAGGAGAGCAUCCUGGGAGAGCUGAACGAGCCGCUCCGAGAGGAAAUCAUUAACUUCAACUGUCGGAAACUGGUGGCUUCCAUGCCUCUGUUCGCCAACGCCGACCCCAACUUUGUCACCUCCAUGCUCACCAAGCUCAAAUUCGAGGUGUUCCAGCCCGGGGAUUACAUCAUCAGAGAGGGCACCAUCGGCAAGAAAAUGUAUUUCAUCCAGCACGGAGUGGUCAGCGUCCUGACCAAAGGCAGUAAGGAGACCAAGCUGUCAGACGGCUCCUACUUUGGCGAGAUUUGUUUACUGACUCGAGGCAGAAGGACAGCAAGCGUCCGGGCUGACACGUACUGUCGUCUGUACUCGCUGUCGGUGGACAACUUCAACGAGGUGCUGGAGGAGUAUCCCAUGAUGAGACGGGCCUUUGAGACAGUUGCUCUGGACAGGCUGGACAGGAUUGGCAAGAAAAACUCCAUCCUACAGCAUAAGGUGCAGCACGACCUCAGCUCUGGCGUCCUCAACUACCAGGAGAAUGAGAUCAUCCAGCAGAUUGUGCAGCACGACAGGGACAUGGCCCACUGUGCCCACCUCCUGCAGAACGCCCCUCCCCAGACGCCUCCAUCACCUACCCCCGUCAUCUGGGCCCCACUGAUCCAGGCACCUCUCCAGGCAGCUGCCGCCACCACCUCAGUGGCUAUCGCUCUGACACACCAUCCCCAUCUGCCGCCAACUCUUUUCAGGCCUCAGGUGUCUCUUCUGGGGUCCCUAAAGGACCCUCCCAGUCGACAAAAGAAGUUUCACACAUUUGGUCCUUCAUCACCAGCUCCUGGUUCUGCUGGAGAUUCUCCCGCCAGCACACCCUCAAAAAGACGCACUGGGGUGGACAUGUCUUUGCUAGCCUCUUUUCAGGCUCAGCAUGUAGCAUCAGGUUCAGGGGCAGCUAGCUCCAACCAACAGGGUUCAGGAAACGGAAGCGAGUGUGGACAGAAUGGGACAAAGUCAGGAUUUGGUGCAAGUGCGACCUCAGCAUUUCCUCGCAGACCAUACUCAUCUUCUGGUUCGCCCUCAUCAAGUAUGGCCCAGCUACAUUCACUACCACAGCAUCAACAGCUUUUUCGCUCUACGACCCCACCUCUGUCGAACCUCUUCCACCAAGGAUCAACAGGUGGAAGCACAGGGUCGGGAAUAAGUGGCAGCGCAGUUGGAGCCUGUGCCAGUGCGUCAGACUGGCCUUCAGGUGGAGCAGUAGGGGGUUCUUUUGAAGGGGAAAGUGGAGGGGACAUUGCAUGGGCUGGUGAGGAUUUUACAACUGCAGCAGCAGAAGCAAGUUCACUGAGUCACUUUAGAUUGGGGUCAGCUCCUAGUGGAUUAGCUGGGGGUAUCUCAGGGGAAUCAGUGGGAGGGUCCUCUGAAGGAUCAGUGGGUGGUGCUUGUGGCAGAUCAGCGGCAGGGGCCACAGGUGGUGUUACCUGUGGAUCAGUAGCAGAUUCUGCCAAGAGAUCUUUGGGAGGGGUCUUGCGUGGAUCAACAGGAAGGGCUUCUGGAGAAUUACUGAUAGGGAUGACCACUGGCGGAUCAUUGGGGAGGUUUUCACUGGAAGGGACAGCAGAAGAAUUAAGUGUAUCGACGACCACUGCGGGACCAUUAGGAAGGGCUUCUGUUGGGUCAGUAGGAGAGACCUCUGGAGAGUUACUGGUCUCAACAACCGCUACAGGAUCAUUAGGUAGGACUUCUCUCAGGUCAGUGGAUGUGACUUCUGGAGAAAUAUUUGUACCAGUAACCACUGGUGGAUCGUUGGGGCGGGCUUCUGGUGGAUCAACGGGAAUGGUUUCUGAAGGAUUAACCGGCGGGGCCAUGAUGGGACCCCUUAUCGGGCUUUGUAGUGACUCUGUAACAGGGAAUCCUGGAGGAUCUCUAGGAAGGGCUUCCAGCGGAUCCGCAUCUAGUUACAUUAGUUCAAGUUUGCCAGGGGGAGGGACGAUUGGAUCGCAUAAAAGCAAAUCCACAGAGGGGGCAGUAGGGGGCCAAGCAGCAAGUGGCCCUGCAGGAGGGACCUCUGGAGCAGUUGCAGAAGGACCUAUUUCUUCCGCACACUGUCAGAGCCCUAUAUCUACUGGCUCCACCAGCUCCAUGCCAGCACAGCUUCUCUACAGUCAGCCCCCUCCCAAGCCUCCUCAAGUGACCCCCUUCCAACAAUUUGCAGGUGGAGGCAGGACUACCAGUGGCUUAAACCUCUUCCACUCCCCUCCACAAGGCUCUCCAUCCUCAAAUAGACGACAGAAUAGCCAACAGCCGGCUGAGGGUUCCCCAUCGUCUCUUGGUCAUUUUAGCCUGGCAGGCCUCCAGUCGGGAUUCCUUCCUCACCAGAUGUCCUUGGAGAGAUCUGCCUUGGCUUCUCUUGCCCAGUACGGUUCAGCAAAUGUCUCCCCAUGCCUUACUCCUGUGGCUCCGAGCCCAACUAUUCAAAGCCCUGUGAUGAGCAGGACUUUCUACUACAGCGACCCCUCCAGUUCCACAGGAUCCCACAGUUCUCCGCUUAUGCCUCAAUCCUCUCUUCCUACAUAUCCUCCAGUCCAGACACACACCACAGGUAGAGACUCUCAGCCCAGUCGCUUUUCAGAGGAUCUAAAGCUGCUAUCCAGCUCUCACCCAUCGCUUCCCCAGGAGAUGACCCAGGCAUUGGGCCACCAAACUACCUGCUCCUCUAUGGAAGCAGGUUAUUACCCCUCACCCUUUUCCUCACCAACUCUAAAACCCAAACCUUGUAGCUCAGUUCCAGGACAUAUGACACCUCCAGUCCAGCUUUCUCCAGGGCAUCCACAUCAGACUCACUCCCCCGGAGCAUCCCCUUCUUCAUCACUUCGGAGGGGGUCCUCUGCCUACUCAUCGGAUCUAGAAACUCAAACAGUCCGCUCUAAGCUUCCUUCCAAUUUGUGAGGAUUGAUCACACCCUCCUGCGCUCCACCGAACUGAAACACGAACUAUGUCACAUGUGGCAUUCUUUCCUUUUCUUUAUCAGACGUCACUGUGUUCCAUUUUCAUUUGACCUACAAUUUGCUGUGAUUGAAAACACACUUUCCCAGGUAACACUGUUUUAUGCUCUGUCCUCUUAUUAUUUAUACAUCAUCUAUAUAGAUAGAGAUAUAUUUCAGUGAUACGUUAAAUCAAGGAGGGUGUGAAAGUGAUCACUAUUUAUAAGGAUAGUCAGUUUCUUUACGCUGUUUGCAGGGGUCAGUUUAGUUGACUGUACACUAAUACUCAUUUUGUCUGCAGGAACCUAUGCACUAAUACCUGCAUUUAAAGCUUUUUGUGUGUCUCAAACAAAAGUUAUCUACAUUUUUGCUAAAAUGAUACCGUGUCAUACAGGAUCGCAUAUUGUUGAUUCUUAAAUGUACAGACUGUGCUUAUUUAUCAUGUGUGUAAACAUUUCAAAAACCUGACGACGAAAAAGAUUUUAGGAAACCAAAAAAAAGACUUCCAGUGAGGUAAUGUUUGACCUCCUCAUUUCCUUCUCCUAACACUUAUUUUAUAUCACUUUAUUGUAAUAAUAAUAAUACUAAUAAUGUUUUUUGAAGCAGGGCGAAGGAGGGAUGCGAACAAGCUACCCUCCAUCUCAAGAUAGCAGCAUGUGAGCGGCCGUGACCGUGUCCCAAACACUUUUGUCUUCCAAACCCAUGCCGCUGACGUGUGUAGAACGCGUGUGUCGUUGUUCUUCCUGAAUGUGUGCAACUGUUCAUGUAGCGAGUGUGCGCGACCCAGUGGAACAGUCGGAUGCAAGCCUGGACCGAUUUUAAAACGGAAUGUUGCCUUUUAUUUAUAGAACUUCCAUUAACCACAGCUUGACUGUGUAGAGCACGGGUGGAGAACCUUUUGUCCGGGGGCCAUUUUGUUGUUUAUGAAGUCCUCCGAGGGCCAUGGUAAAUGUUUGAAAAUGUAUGAUGCAAUUAUGGGUUAAUUUUAGGUUUUGGGGCUUUUUACAACAGUUGCGCUGAGAUUUUGUUGUAGCAUAGCAUGACACAAACCAUUUCAAGCCAUAGGUUCCCAACCCAUGGUGUACAUUCAGUUAUCCAGGUCAUGGUAUUCCACAACUGUUGACUCAAAGGCACCUGGAACCAAGAAGAAGUCCAGUUGCCUCAGAUCCAUUUUUUUUUUACUGCAUUAAUCAUAACUUGUGUGUAGCACUUGGACCAUUCCUAGCCCAAACAUAUAGAGAGCCUGAUAACAGAUUUACAGUUUUUACAUACAAACACAAGCUUCAAUGCCCCCCCUAAAGUGCUCGGAAUGGACAUAUACAAGUUAAUAUUUUAAUUUGUGCAUUAUUAUCUUCUAUGGCUGCUAUACCAUCAACAUAGGCAUGUUUCCUCGCUGAAGAUUAGCGCUGAGUUUAAGAUGUUGAAUGUAUGUACAUUUGUUGUUGCUAAAAGUCAAGUACUGUAGCACCAAACAAGACUGUUCCCUAAUUUUACAUGGCAGUUUGGUUCCAAUAUCUUGGGCAGAUGUUUUUAUCAGCAGACAAAAAGUUACGAUACACUCUAUAAUUUAAAGUUGCAUCUUCCCCAAUGAUAUAUUGCAAUACCGACCGUUUAACUGAGAGCUAGUGUACAAAAAUUGUUAUAUUGUUAUAGAGCAGGGAAGCGGUUGUUGAUAUUGAAUUCAACACCUCACGAUCAGAGCCUUACCUUAUAUCAAAACUGAAUACAUGCUAGUGGAAGCUGACAUUAACCCCCCGAGGGGAUAUGUUUCAACUAGUUGGUCUGUAGCUCAUCACCAAGACACACACACACACACAUAUUCACAUCCAGGUUCCACUCCCACAGCUGAGUCCCCCCCAACUCAGUCACAGCAGCCUAAUUUAACAAGACAUGUCUGUAAUCCCUUGACCCUCGCAGAGGUGUGCAGUGACCAUCUCCACUCAUUACGUUUCCCAGAAGUCCCCGUAAUGAGGAGGUAGAGCAAACACACAGGACGUGACACAAACGCACAAUUACACUGGCUCACAAAUACAAAUAGAUUUUUUUUAAAUACCCUUAAGAUUUGAUUCGAAUGUAACACUGAUUAAGUUAAGUUAUAUAAAGCUGUGAGCUGCAAGUCAGGUUCACAUUGUGAAGUUGCAGGAGGAGCUCUGAGUGUCUUCAGUUCUAAGGAAAUCAAAGAGUCUCGAGUGGAAUUUGUAGAUUUUAUUCAGUGGGGGGGGGGCACUCAAACAAAAUGGCUAUGUAUGUUCUCUGGCAGAUUAGAACAUAAACCCACUGUAGGAAUUUUGGGCAAGAUCUGACCUGAUGAGAGUUAUGGAAAGAAACCUUCGUACGUCAUACUUACUGUAGCUCUUAUUUAUUUGUAAAACUGAUCCACCCACAGUCAUAUAAAAAAAAAAAAAGACAACUGUGUCAGCCCCUUUUGUUUGUGCUCAAAAUGCUUUGUAAAACAAGCUAGCAUACAUGUAAUACAGAUAUCCUCAAAGUUUUAUAAUCAUCUAACAAAUGGUCAAUGACUUAUGGACAAUUAGUUGCUAAGUCUCGCUUGUGUCCCUGCAGUUCCGUGUUUUUCAACCAGUCUUGCUCAAAUUUUACCGACAUGUGCUUGUCAGUGUAAAAAGUAUGUACUAAAUGUCGUGAUGAUUCGGCUAAACACCCUAAAGUUACAGUGAGUGUUUUUGGAGUGCAUUGAGCUGUGAGAGAAAUUUUAAGUUAAUCCGAUUUCUGGGGUCAAACUUUGGAGUUUGAUAACGGUGCCACCAUGUGGUAUAAUCGUCAGAAAAAUGAUGCACAACACAGCAGAAGAGUUACACCGUGGAAUGUUUUAAUUUUUUCACAUGACUGUGUUGCAUGCUCAAACUGAACCAGGCAUACGAGUAAGCAAAACUACACAGUAAAAUACAUUUCAUUGUCAGUUAAAAAUGCUGAGGUCAAAUGCAAAACUUCCCUUUUCUUUCUAUACCGCCUACAAAAUCCUAACAUUGACAUCGGGGGUUUUCAAAGUGUGAGCGCUCCCCUUUGAGAACAUAAAACGAGAACCAAACAGUCCUCUUCUACUACAUGAAAAACAGAUAUUCUGGAGAAUAUGUUUGACUUCUCCGCUGUCUCACUGUCUAAAAAAACUAAACCUCUAUCCAUUUGCCUUUGACAUAACCAAAGUUAAAUAAACAGAAUUGGGAAGAGAGACAUGUUUUUUUCAAGCUGCUGCACCUCCCCUGAAGUCUACUGGUGGCCACACUUUGACAACCCUUGAUCCAUCCAUCUAUUUUCUAUGCCGCUUAUCCUGACAACCCUUGAUUUAUGUUUUAAAUCUAAAUUUUGGAACUAUGGAAACUUCAUUUACCCCUUCCUCACGGCCAAACCGUACUUAUUUUUUGAGGUGCCACUGUGGAAACACAAAGGUAGAACACAAUCCGUUUUGGGGAACUGGUCAAUGCUUGUUUGUUUUGAUUAAGAAACAGUUCUGCAACACUAUCAAGGUAAUUUUUUCUCCAAAAUUUUAAUCUAAUAGUGAAUUGUAAGUAGAACAGGUACAAUGGUUUGAAAAAGUGUUUGCCCCGUCCUGAUUUCUUAUUUUUUUUGCAUGUUUGUCACACUUACAGUACAUGUUUCAGAUCAUCAAACAAAUUUAAAUAUCAGUCAAUGACAACACAACUGAACACAAAAUGCAGUUUUUAAGUGAAACUUUUUAUUAUUAAGGGAGAAAAAAAAUCC